ACCUCAAGGUCAAUCCCCUGAAAUGGUGGUGGAAUACUUGAAAAGACAAUCCUGAGACAUAAACCCACCUCCCACACCGAGACACCGAUAAAUAUUCCUCUAUAAAAACUCCAGGAGAAUUUCCACAGACUGAAAUCAUCACUGACUCCAUCGACACCAGUGAACAAAUCAAACAUAAGAUGGCACCAAUCGGCGAGUCCAAGUACAAUUACGACCUGGUGGUCAUUGGAGGGGGCUCUGGUGGCCUCGCAGCUGCCAAGGAGGCUGUGGAGCUCGGGGCCAAGGUCGCUGUUUUUGAUUAUGUGACACCAUCGCCUCAGGGUACCAAAUGGGGACUGGGGGGCACUUGUGUCAAUGUCGGAUGCAUUCCUAAGAAGCUGAUGCAUCAGGCUGCACUCCUCGGAGAGGCCAUCCACGAGGCUACGGCUUUUGGAUGGAAAAUCGAUGAACCCAAGGCCAUUGCUAAUGACUGGGCGACUCUCACAACAGCUGUGCAGAAUCAUGUUAAAUCUGUUAACUGGGUCACCAGGGUAGAGCUCAGGAACAAGAAGGUCGAGUACAUCAAUGCCAAUGGAUACUUCAAGGAUUCACACACUGUUGUUGGCAUUGAUAAAAAUGGAAAGGAGAAGGAAGUCACUGCUGACAAGGUCAUCAUUGCCGUUGGGGGUAGACCCAGGUAUCCGGAUAUUCCUGGGGCUCUCGAGUAUGGGAUCACUAGUGAUGAUAUAUUCAGCUUGAAAAGGGCUCCAGGGAAGACUCUCGUCGUUGGGGCAGGAUACAUCGGCCUUGAAUGCGCUGGCUUUCUUAAUGGUCUCGGUUAUGAUGCAACGGUGAUGGUGAGAUCGAUUGUUUUGCGAGGAUUCGAUCAGCAAAUGGCGAAUCUCGUGGCUGAGGAGAUGGAGCAACGCGGUGUCCACUUUGUUCAUCAAGCCAAACCGAAGGCCUUGGAGAAACAGGAAGAUGGUAGACUGCUGGUUCAUUGGGUUGACAAGAAUGGAGAGGUCCAUCAGGAUGUCUACGACACUGUACUAUUCGCUAUCGGUAGGCAGGCCUUGACCCCUCAAUUAAAACUUGAUAAUGCAGGGGUAAAAGUUGUGCCUGACAGCCUGAAGAUCGAUGCCACAAACGAACAAACAAAUGUCGAUAAUAUUUACGCUGUUGGAGACGUGCUACAUAAACGACCGGAACUCACUCCAGUGGCGAUUCACGCUGGAAAAUUGCUGGCAAGACGACUUUUCGGUAAUUCGGUUGAGAAAAUGGACUACAUCAACGUGGCGACGACUGUCUUCAGUCCCCUGGAGUACGGUUGCGUGGGAAUUGGCGAGGAACAAGCACUUGCUAGCCACGGGGAGGAAAAUGUCGAGGUUUAUCAUGCGUUCUAUAAACCCACGGAGUUUUUCAUUCCAGAAAAAAAUAUGUCACACUGCUACGUCAAGGUUGUGGCUCUCAAAGGCGGUGAUCAGAGGAUUCUGGGGAUGCAUUUCAUCGGACCACAUGCUGGGGAAGUCAUCCAAGGAUUUUCAGCGGCUAUGAAGUGUAACAUAACAUUCCCCCAACUGAAAGCAACAGUCGGAAUUCAUCCAACCAGUGCCGAAGAAUUCACCCGAGUUUUUAUAACAAAAAGUUCAGGGAUGGACCCAACCCCUCAGAGUUGCUGCAGCUAGGAAAUUAAUUUUUCUAAUGAGUUAAUAAAUUCUUACGAUUAAAACCGUCACAGAAGUAUUGAAACGAAAUUCUUUAUUUUGUAAAAUUAAAGAUUUUGUCUUUCCUCUUUUUGUAGAAUUUUCACAGGCUUGCUAUUAUAUAUUUUUUAUAUGUAUUGCGUCUCUAGAAAUGUACAAUUGUGAGUUCGAUAGGAGAAAAAUGUAAAAGAAACCUUUGGAGGGGUGAAAAAAUUUCUGAUAUCAGGAAUAUAUGUCACCCUCUUGUAUGAGAAAUUUUUUUACUUUCUGUAUUACUGUAUCUUACACCUUUAUUACAAAUUCGAGGAUAAUAAAACCUAAUGUCAUUAUAAA
Messenger RNA from Fopius arisanus, 2015 nucleotides. RefSeq names its product Thioredoxin reductase 1 (gene Trxr1). The transcript has 6 exons. Lineage: Eukaryota; Metazoa; Arthropoda; Insecta; Hymenoptera; Braconidae. The record is from RefSeq and is a predicted model, not a curated record. Bases 180 to 1664 code for a protein of 494 amino acids. Gene Ontology annotation, biological process: cell redox homeostasis; glutathione metabolic process; cellular response to oxidative stress. Gene Ontology annotation, molecular function: flavin adenine dinucleotide binding; thioredoxin-disulfide reductase (NADPH) activity; glutathione-disulfide reductase (NADPH) activity. Gene Ontology annotation, cellular component: mitochondrion; cytosol.